AUGCCGAUCCAUGAUCCUUCCCUCGCUUACCUCAUCCGGCGUUCAGAAACAUCCCGUCUCUUCCUUGCGCCAUCUGGCACGAUCUUCCCUUCCCGCCGAUGUGUCUUUAUUUUAGCACUCGCAAGUCUUCUACUAUAUGCGUUUUACGUUUCUUCGCAUCUGCCAUUCCUCCCCAUUCUCAAUAUAGACACUAGUCCCUCUAAGUUCUGCUCCUUUACUUUGGCGACAACACAAGGCGAGUCCAGUGAGCGUUCAACAACGGAAGUUCUUCUAUUUUCUCCAGAUCUUGUUACGGCAACCAGCUUCAAUGAAGCCAACGUGUCGACUCCCCUCCCGUCGCCAUCUUCUCACUCGGAAAUCCUGUCGCUCAAACGUGCUUUGAGGUACAACUUAGGCGAGUAUGAGUUCAUUGGACUUUUUGAAGAUCGGACCCGAACGGCCGCAACGUUUGGUGAAGAUCCGAUACUCCGACGCCCCAGCUGAAUAUGUAACAAUGCAUUUGGCGAAAACCUGCGUUCCGUUCAAUUCCAAUGUAUGUGGUGUUGCCCUUCGGGCGUUCAUACGUAGCCUGCGUCUGGACUCUUCCUUGUCUGUGUACUUUCUCUCCGCGGAAGUUCCUUAGCCCGACUAAG
This is a messenger RNA of Fomitiporia mediterranea MF3/22, 632 nucleotides long. RefSeq lists its product as uncharacterized. The transcript is spliced from 4 exons. Bases 1 to 483 code for a protein of 160 amino acids. The record is from RefSeq and is a predicted model, not a curated record. NCBI's taxonomy places the organism in Eukaryota, Fungi, Basidiomycota, Agaricomycetes, Hymenochaetales, Hymenochaetaceae.